AUGGCGAUGUCACCCUUCCACAUGCUAUCGAGCCACAGCAGCGACCUGCAGAGCGAGUCGGAGGAGCUCGAGGUAUGCUGCAUUUGCCUCGACUCGCUUUGCACACGGCCUGUGGUGGUGAUGCUGAAGCCCGGUGGUCAAAGCCUUUGCUGUCCCCACUAUCUCCAUGCCGAGUGCGCCGAGCGGCUGAGACCGAGGCGCUGCCCGAUUUGCCGAAGCAGAUUCGGCUCCCUUUCCAUACCUAUGGCCAGGGAGAUGCUGCAGGACAUGGCGCCAGCACGCAUCAUGACCGGGUUACGUUUUCUGGCUGGCUCUGAACAAGGUGAGACUGUGGAGAGUGAGGCCACCGUGCCAGUGCGUGUCGCCAUCCCGUUGCUCUCAGCGCUGCUGCCGCUGCGGCAGGCGACGCUGGCUGCUUAUGUGGAGCAGGAGGUGCUGCGAGGCGACCAAACCGGUCUUGGCCCAGACGGCCUCAAGAAGGUCUUGCGCCGCGUGGGCCUGGGGCAGGGGGGGAGGCCGUCCGGCGGCGCAGCUGGCGGCUUGCAGGCGGAAGGAUACUCCCUGGCCUUGCGCCUUUCGCGGCGUUUGCGGCGGCUGGCUCUGAAAUUCGCGGGGGCCACAGGCGCUGCGCUACACCUCGGCGCCGUCGGAAUGCUUUGCGGUAUGCUGGUGGGCUGCCUUGGCGCGCUGCCAAGGAUCAGGCUGCGGCACGUCCGCAACAACAUUGAAGACCUGGACGAGUUCAACUCGAUGAGGGUGCUGCUGCUCUACGUGGUGACGGUGAUAGCACUGGAGCUUCUGUUGCUCAGCAUCCGCGAUCCACGAUGGGUCAAGCGAGGACUUCGGGUCGGUGCAAUGCUGGGUGCCGUGCUGGGCUGGCUCCGGGCUCUGGCUGUCGUGGACCCUGAUCGGCAUGGCUUCGGGCGAGUUUUUCAGCAGGGCCUUUCGGGGGAGACCACCUGGCCGAGACACUGGCGCAUUCUAGAGGUGACUGGUGCUCCCAUGGAGAAGGUGGACAUUUUCACGCAACGUGGUCGGUGA
Symbiodinium sp. CCMP2456 is the source of this 1041-nucleotide messenger RNA. Lineage: Eukaryota; Dinophyceae; Suessiales; Symbiodiniaceae. The record is from the annotation of a GenBank genome assembly.